UAAAGACAAUCGCAUUUGCACCAAAAGGAAGUCAUGAAGUGGGUUCCACAUGAUUCACCCAUCUAAUCUUCUGAUACGGCCACCCGCGAAUAUCUCCACCUCCAUCAGCCGUCCGAUCGAAAACGACCCUCUGACACUGCUCUAGAAACCGAGUGAUAUCCAGCCCCAACGAGGAAAACAAAACCCUUUCAGUUUCACACCCCAUAAAAUACUUUUCAUCACUCUAUUUUCACAUUUAUUACACACACUACUUUUCUGUGAAAAUUUCUUCGGAUUUUGGGGAGGAAGAUGAUGACGAACAAGAACUUGUAGAAAGUCAAAUCUUUUUCUGAGAUUUUCUUGGGAAAAGGAGAUUUCUUUUGAGCAUUGAGAUUUAAGUUGGUUUUCUUUGGUUGCUGUGAGAAGCUUGUUUUUGUGCCCACCGCCCACCGACAUAUUUUAUCUUCCUUUUGAAGAACCAGUUAAAGUCCGUGCAUUUUCUUCAUACCCCAGAAACUGUUCGACUAAAUGUCUCAAUGACAUACCUCCCUCUUGUUCACGAAAUCAUGUGAAAUUUUCUUGAAAAAACAACCGAAAUACAUAAAAUGGGUGAGCUGGCAUCUAAUCGCGCUACAUUCAGGUCAAAAUUCGAAUUAGAAAAACGUCACCAUUCCCAUUCCGAUUUCCGUUCCAAAGUUGUAAAAAGUCAACCCAAGAUGGAAUCGUCAACGCCUUCAAUGGAAAUGGAAGAAAUCAUCAAACACAUGAAGCAUUUACCAAAUUACCUUGAAAAUGGAAAACACGAUCGAGCUUUAAGCUUUGGAGUUAUGGAUUGGAAUCGCUUACAAAAAUGGCAAGAUUUCCAAACUCAUAGACACGAAUUUGUUAAAACCAACAAAUGUUCAUCAUCUAGCAGCAAUUCCUCUUCAUUGUUUUCAACCGAUGGAUUGUCUAUGUCUCCUCAAUCAAGUCAAAGUCAAAGUCAAACCUGGUCUCCUUCUAAUCAAAAAGUCAAUCGCGUAACUCUACAAUCUCAUUUCACAUCAUCUCCAAGUCAAGAUUUCAUUAUGAACAAAACCCCAGAAACAAGAAAUUCAAAUUCUUUCAAGAGUCCAGAUGCCAAAACAAGAAGUAUAUCCCCACUUCGUCGUUUUAGCUUUAGCUCAAAAUCUACGGGACCCACAGAAAGACCCGAUUCUCCAUCUAACCGGGCCCAAUCAAGCCCAUUACGAAGGUUAUUGGACCCGAUUUUUCCAUCAAAAAGCCAAGAAGAUUCACGAACAAAAGCAAAACUGAAACUCGAUUUCAAGGAAAUUAGGGUUGACGAUGUCGUAUCAUCAUCAUCAUCAUCAUCAUCAUCAACAACAAGAAAGCAAGCUCUUUUUCAAACAACCAUUAAAAACGAUCGUCUUUUAUUCACAUUUGCAGUUGAAAACAACGACAUUCUUGCAGCAACAUUGACCAGUUUGACUUCUUCGGGAAAAAACAAUAACGGGAACUCGAUCUAUACAUUUUUCACUGUUCACGAGGUUAAGAAAAAAAACGUUAAAUGGUUAUCACAUGGGACAAAAAGCAAAGAUUACGGUUAUGUCCCUAACGUAACAGCUCAAAUGAAGGUUUUGAGUUCAUCAAAAAGUCAGGAGUUUGUUUUAUUCUCCGUGAAUUCGAAUGUCCAACCACAAGAAGAAUUGGAAGCCAUUGUUGUGAAGCUUUCAAGAAAUCAAGAAAAGUUUAACACAACAGUUGUCCUACCUGGUGGGACCCAUGGUGUUCCAAGUAAAGGAGCGCCUUCAUCGCUGACUGACAGGUGGCGGUCUGGCGGGGUGUGUGACUGCGGUGGUUGGGAUGAGGGGUGCAAAUUGAAAAUUCUUACUAACCAUAACACUGGUGCACAGUUUGAGCUUUUUGUUCAGGGUGAAAUUGGGGAGAAGAAACCGAUGCUUAGUUUGUCUCCAUUGAAGGAAGAAAAAUGUCACGAAAUAUACAACUCAGAACACAUUGUCAUGAGGGUGUUCCGGUAA
This is a messenger RNA of Lactuca saligna, 2000 nucleotides long. Lineage: Eukaryota; Viridiplantae; Streptophyta; Magnoliopsida; Asterales; Asteraceae. The record is from the annotation of a GenBank genome assembly.